AUGUCAACGAAGAAUCUACAACCGAUCAUAAUUUCUCGAUAUAAAUUAUCCUACAUAUGGGAUUGUGUCGACAAAGUAUCACGAAUCAAUAGCGAAGCAAUAUUACCUGAAAACUCGUUGAUGACGUUCACGAAUGAACAGAAAUGUAGUAAUCGUUCGUCCUACGAACCAUCAACCACAACUUACACUGAUCAUUCGAAUUAUUCAUUAAACGAGAAUGGUAUCAGCACAAGCAAGUUACAUCUAACGCUACGUACACAACAAGAUGAUAAUUCGAUCGAACAGGAUACCGUAAAAGAUAUUGGAAAUCAUGGACAAUGGUAUUGUCAACAUUGUGACAAGUUAAGGCAUGCUAAGAAAAAGAUCUAUUUGCUCGAAUUGCCUCCUGUACUCAUUCUUCAAUUGAAACGUUUUAAUAAUGAUCUUCGAUCGUUUUCAAAAAUUGAUACUUUAAUCGAAUAUGAUCUGGAUGAUCUUGAUUUAAAUACUUAUGUUGUUCCAUCACGUCAGGAUAAAAGUAUUCGAUACAAGUUGACUGCUGUUUCUAAUCAUUGGGGUAGGUUCAUUGAUGGUGGACACUUUGUGACUUAUGCUAAACUUCCGACAACUCAAGAUUGGUACAAAUAUAAUGAUGAUCGAGUCGGUAAAAUGGAUAAAAGUAUACAUGUAAACAAUUACAGUGCAUACACUCUUGUUUAUCAACAAGAAAAAAAAGAUUUAAUAAUCGAUACUGCUGUAUAA
This is a messenger RNA of Rotaria sp. Silwood2, 741 nucleotides long. The record is from the annotation of a GenBank genome assembly. Lineage: Eukaryota; Metazoa; Rotifera; Eurotatoria; Philodinida; Philodinidae.